AUGUUUUGUUCUUUCCACCAGUCUGCCAGCCACAACACACGAGACUAUAGGGGGUUUGCCUCGGGCAUCCAGCUAGCCCCGAGGAACUAUCAUCGCCGAUCACCUUCGCUCGAUCAGCGGCACCCAGAUACCAGGCAGCGAACGGUUAGAUGGUCGCCCGAUCGGAAACACCAUAGUUCGCCUAGGAGUGGCGAUCGCCCCUGGGUCUCGCACGAGCGAGUUAGGCCCUCCGCUCAGGAAGAAGAAAACAGGAGCAACGCCGCUCAGGGGGAGAUCAACAUCACAACGGGAGAAUCGAUCGGCGGAGACUCCAACCGAGCACGCAAAUCACACGCCCGGUGGCUAGAGAUCCAUGCCAUCGGUUGCAGCCAGGAGAGGGCGAGCGGGCCCGAGAUCAAUUUUGGCCCCAGAGAUCUCGAGGGAGUCGAAGUGCUACACGACGAUGCCCUCAUCAUCCGAGCUGAGUUCGGUCAACAUCAUCUUCAAGAAGGCGUUCGACCAACUCCAGAUCAAUCGCACCAAGCUGCUGCCAAUGACAACCCCCAGUACGGGUACAUGGGCAACGAGGUCCAGCCACUCGGACAGAUCAAAUUGGCCGUGUCACUCGGAGAGGAGCCCCACCGGAGGACAAGAGUAACUAACUUCAUCGUGGUGGAGGCCCUCUCAGCAUAUAACGUCAUUUUGGGCCGGCCAGCCCUCAAUGAGUUUCGCGCGGUCGUCUCGACUUUUUGCCAGAAGAUCAAAUUCCCGGUCGAAGAUCGGGUAGGAGAAGUGAAGGAGGACCAGCUGACGGUUCGGCGAUGCUAA
This is a messenger RNA of Zingiber officinale, 807 nucleotides long. RefSeq lists its product as uncharacterized. The record is from RefSeq and is a predicted model, not a curated record. NCBI's taxonomy places the organism in Eukaryota, Viridiplantae, Streptophyta, Magnoliopsida, Zingiberales, Zingiberaceae. The transcript is spliced from 2 exons. Bases 1 to 807 code for a protein of 268 amino acids.